GGUCACAUGCAGCGGAAGAGACGCUUGUUCUCGGGCGGCGCUCGCCUCUCCGGCCUCCGUUCCUGGGAAGUUUGCGCGCGCGCGGUGGGGGAAGCCUCUUGUCUCGCUCUUGAAGGCGAGAGUCCUUCCCGGCUGCAGUUCUUGGCGUCGGGUGCGAGGAUGAGCGAGCAAGAGGAAGAAGCGUGAUCUACGGAGGAGAAGGAAAUGGGGUCUCCUGAAGCAGCUAAGAGGAUCCUCCCAGCGUGGAUGACAAAGAGGGUGACUGAGCCAGCACAGCAAGCAGGGAUGAAGCCAAAGAGAAGGAAGAAGGCAGCUUUGGCAAAGUUUGAGACUAUCUAUUGUAUGAAUGAAGCUGAGCUAGUAGAUGCAGCUCUUUGCAUUAUGGCCGAGAAUUGCAAGGCCAAGGAAGCCGAGAUGACUUCGUCAGAAGAUGAGUCCCAAGGGCCUCAGCAAGUGCUGGAAAAUCCUCUCUGCAGUUCAGUUAGUGGCAGCCACCAAGGCAGAAGAACCCCCAGUGUUGGAUCCAAACCCCUAAAUGAGUUAGAGGCUUUAGGCUGCAUUGAGAAGACCAAAUCUGAGGAGGAGGAGGAUGCCUUAAAAUAUGUCCGCGAGAUCUUCUUUACUUAACUUUAAACCAUGAGCAGAUAAUGCCUUAUUUGAGACACUGGCAAUUUGGACGCAUGAAGGUCAGAUGAUCUGUUGUCCAUCCCUGUUGUGUAAAGGAUUGCUAAGCUAAUGUUGGUGAAGCACUUUAAAAAAAAGUGUUUUUUUCAAAUGGGCACAGAACUGGUAGAUAAGAUAAAAUGUUUUUAAUCAGUCA
Molecule: messenger RNA, 820 nt
Organism: Podarcis muralis (Common wall lizard)
Lineage: Eukaryota; Metazoa; Chordata; Lepidosauria; Squamata; Lacertidae
Gene: CYREN
Product: cell cycle regulator of NHEJ
Biological process (GO): double-strand break repair via nonhomologous end joining; negative regulation of double-strand break repair via nonhomologous end joining
Cellular component (GO): cytoplasm; nucleus
Source: RefSeq, a predicted model, not a curated record